ACGCCUGGCUGUCUGGGCGGCGCUGCAGUGUCUCCUCCUGGCCUGGGCGGUGGUGGUGGUAGUAGUAGUAGUAGAACUGCUCCCGCCGCCCUUGUGUGUCGUGGUGGCCGGGCGCCCUCCCUCCCUUGCCUGCCUGCCGCCGCCGCCCUUCUCUCUGGGGAGCGCGGAGGAGACACCUCUGCGAGUCACUGGCCGGCGCCCAGAGCAAGCUGCCAAGCGAGAGGGGCGGGAAAGGAAAGAGGGAGGAAGGGAGGGAGGGAAGGAGGAGGAAGGGGGAAGUGUGGAAAGGAGGAGCUGUGCGUGAGGGGAGAGGGAGGACGGCGAAGGCGAGGGAAGGAAGGAAAGCGGGGAAAGCACCGGAGACAGGACGGGCGCGGACGGAGCGGGGCGCUGGGGCUUGUUGCGCCUUUGCUCUGGGUUCCUUCUCUCCUCCUCUCGCCACCUGCCCUGGAGGUGGCGGCGCGGGGCUGCGGCAGGCUCGACAACAUCCAGGGCCCGGCCUACUGAGGGGACGCUGAGGAAAGCAGAAGGCAGGGGAGGGGUCGGCGGAGGAGGAGGCGGCGGCGGCGGAUUGGGAGCUCUAGCCGCGCUCUCGCUCUCUCUGGGAAGGAAGCGGGGAGGCCGCCUGGCGCUCUGCUCCGCGCAGGCACUGCGGCCCCGUUGCUGCUGCUGCUGCUGCUGCUGGUUGCCCCCAGUCAGGUCAGGAAGUGGCUCUUCAGCCGGGACUGGGCGGCGUUGGAGACACCUGAAACCGCAUAACCGUCACGGCGGAGGGGGUUGAAAUCCAGACCCCGAAACCUUCCACGACGAGGAAAAAGUAAAGUGGGGGGAGGGAAAAGGAAGCAAAACAAGCAGCCCGUCUUUUUCGGCCUUUCCCCCGGACCCCAAGCUUGGCGCUACCGUAUUCUCCCUCGCCAGCCGCCGAAAACUGUUGCAUCCUUGGGGAGAACUUGAUUGGAUUUAAAACAUCUGGUGGUGGUCGUGGGAAUCCGGAGCAGAUGGAGAAAAUCUGGAUGCCCGAAGUGUGAGUGCCUGAAAAUGACAACAAAGCGGAAUUUGUUUGUGCGCUUGGUGCCAUGCCGCUGUUUGCGUGGAGAAGAAGAAACUGUUACUUCACUUGAUUAUUCUCACUGCAGCUUGGAGCAGGUGCCUAAGGAGAUUUUUACUUUCGAAAAGACGUUGGAAGAACUCUAUUUAGAUGCUAAUCAAAUUGAAGAGCUUCCAAAGCAACUUUUUAACUGUCAGUCUUUGCACAAGUUGAGUUUGCCGGACAAUGAUCUAACAACAUUGCCUGCAUCUAUUGCAAAUCUCAUUAACCUCAGGGAACUGGAUGUCAGCAAGAAUGGCAUACAGGAGUUUCCAGAAAAUAUCAAAAACUGUAAAGUUUUGGCAGUUGUUGAGGCCAGUGUAAACCCUAUUUCAAAGCUUCCAGAUGGAUUUUCACAGUUGUUAAACCUAACACAGCUAUACCUGAACGAUGCUUUUCUUGAGUUCUUACCAGCCAAUUUUGGAAGAUUAACUAGACUUCAGAUAUUGGAGCUUAGAGAAAACCAGUUAAAAAUGUUGCCAAAAACUAUGAGCAGACUGACUCAGCUGGAGCGACUGGAUCUGGGAAGUAAUGAAUUCACAGAAGUGCCUGAAGUACUUGAACAAUUAAGUGGGUUAAAAGAAUUUUGGAUGGAUGGUAAUAGACUAACUCUUAUUCCAGGGCUUAUAGGCAGUUUGAAACAUUUGACCUACUUGGAUGUUUCCAAAAACAACAUUGAAACUCUUGAAGAAGGCGUUUCAGGAUGUGAAAGUUUACAAGAUCUGCUGUUAUCUAGUAAUUCCCUGCAGCAACUCCCAGAAUCUAUUGGUUCUUUGAAGAAAUUAACAAUUCUUAAAAUUGAUGAAAAUCAGCUAAUGUAUUUGCCAGACUCCAUAGGAGGGUUAGCAUCAGUUGAAGAACUGGACUGUAGCUUCAAUGAGAUUGAAGCAUUGCCUUCUUCUAUAGGUCAGCUCUCUAAUAUAAGGACUUUUGCUGCGGAUCAUAACUUUUUAACACAGUUGCCACCAGAGAUUGGAAACUGGAAACACGUAACUGUUCUGUUUCUGCAUUCUAAUAAACUAGAGUUUCUUCCAGAGGAAAUGGGUGACAUGCAGAAAUUAAAAGUCAUCAAUCUAAGUGAUAACAGAUUGAAAUAUUUGCCCUAUAGCUUUACAAAGCUGCAACAGCUGACUGCUAUGUGGCUUUCGGACAAUCAGUCUAAACCACUAAUUCCCCUUCAAAAAGAAGUUGAUGCAGAAACACAGAAAACAGUGCUUACCAAUUACAUGUUCCCCCAGCAACCAAGAUCUGAAGAUGUUAUGUUCAUAUCUGAUAAUGAGAGUUUCAAUCCUUCACUGUGGGAGGAGCAGAGGAAACAGCGUGCUCAGGUGGCUUUUGAAUGUGAUGAAGAUAAAGAUGAAAGAGAGGCACCACCCAGGGAGGGUAAUUUGAAGAGGUAUCCAACACCUUAUCCAGAUGAGCUAAAGAAUAUGGUGAAAACAGUUCAAACAAUAGUACAUAGAUUGAAAGAUGAAGAAAACCAAGAAGAUGCUAAUAAAGAGAUGAAACAAGAAAACCAGCAAGUUUCAGUAAAGGAUGUUGGUGUAAAGACUUCAGAAAUUACUCUGGCAAAGAGCAACCAGGAAAACAAAGAGCAGAACAUGAUGGGAAACUGUGUGCAGAAGCCUAACGAACCAGAGCCUGAGAACAGCACUGGAAACUUGCAGAUGAGUUCUCAAGUUAAAGCCUCAGAGAACACACCACCAAUUGCUAACCACGAAGACGCUCUUGAGGAGUCAGAAGAGCUGUCCUCUGAUGAAGAGAUGAAAAUAGCAGAAAUGCGACCACCCCUGAUAGAAACAUCUAUUAACCAACCCAAAGUAGUAGCACUUGGCAGUAGCAAAAAAGAUGACAGUAAAGAUAUAGAUUCAUUAUCGGAUGAGCCCACACACAACAGCAAUCAGAACAACAGCAAUUGUUCCUCUCCUUCUCGAAUGUCUGAUUCAGUUUCUCUAAACACUGACAGUAGCCAUGAAGCAUCGCUGUGCUCUCCGGACAAAGAAAUUAACAUGGCUGUCACUUCCAAAAUCAGGCCAGAAGAUGAAAAUUCUAAUAGUCUUAUACAAAAUGGAGGUGAAAUAGAUACAACAGCAGAAGAAAGACUGGAUGCCCAAGACAAAGUUACAAAUUUCACUGAAUUCAGAUUAAGCAUUGAAGACAGACUAGCUUUGAUAGAGAGAGGUGUUGAACUAAACAAUGCUAGUGAUGAAUCUCACAAAAUACACCAAAUGAACAUGAAUAUCUGCAAGUUGCCUGGUGAGGAAGCAGUACAACCAAAUGUGGAGCGAAUGAAGAUGCAGGAAAUAGGAUCCACUAAGGGCUUUUUAAACAAUAAUAUGAAAGAAGAAAUUGAGCACUUGGAAAAUGGAAAUAAAUAUUCUAACCUGUGCCCCAUGAAUGUCAAUGGGCAUCCUGAGGAAGUGCUUCACUCUACAGGAAAACCAGAACUAAAGAGAAGUGCUACAGUUGACACAGAUUCUUCUUCAGAAAUGUGUCUUUCAAAGAGCACUGAAGACUUGUCUCCACAGCGGAGUGGACCAGUUGUGAAAUCUCAUAGCAUAACUAACAUGGAAACAGGUGCUCUGAAAAUCUAUGACAUCAUAAAUGACAAUGGAUCCCAGCAGCCAAAUCCAAUGAUGAAAUCGGCAAUUGCAGCUCCGGAUGGAAAAAAUAUAGUCCGGAGCAAGUCAGCUGCUCUCCUCUAUGACCAACCAUUACAAGUAUUUCCUGGUUCUUCUUCGUCAUCUGAUUUAAUGUGUACAAAAACAUUGUUCAAGUUUGAUUCAAACCAUAAUCCAGAAGGUACUAAUGUAAUAAGAGGACAAGGGACAAGUACUUCACAACCAUUCAGUACCCCCCAGUAUAAUGUCCAAUAUAGCAGCAGUAUGUCAGCCAAAGAAUCCUUGUGGCCCCAAAAACAGAACUCUCUAGUAGAACAAAGCUUGCCGCCUCAACGCUUGCCACGGGCAGAUACAACAGAAAGUUGCAGUUCUGCGAAACAUUCUGCCAAUCUGAAUUUCUCUAACCAUAACAAUGUUAGAGCUAGUGCUGCAUAUAAUAUGCAUCAAAGAAUGGGUGGGAGACACAUGGAGAUGUGGGCCAUUCCAUCAAACGACAGACUUGUUUCUGGAGCAACGAGAAAUACUCUUCAGCGGCAAAGCAGUGUAUCUUCCACUGCUUCCAUGAAUGUUGGGGAUACUGGGCCUCUACGGCGUCCUCAGGUUCCUGAAGGGGAUUAUUUAACAUAUAGGGAUUUGCAUUCAAUGGGAAGAGUCCCACCAAUAAUGUCAGGGGCGCAAAGACCUCUUUCCGCAAGAACCUACAGCGUUGAUGGUCCAAAUGUACCCCGACCCCAGAGUGCUCGCCCUUCAGCAAAUGAAAUACCAGAGAGAACUAUGUCAGUUAGUGACUUCAAUUAUUCAAGGACUAGUCCCUCUAAAAGAACAAACCUGAGAGUAAAUUCAGAACACUCUCUGCUAGAUCCUCUAGGAAAAAGUAAAGUCCCUCAUGACUGGAGGGAACAGGUGCUGCGACACAUUGAGGCCAAAAAGUUAGAAAAGAGCAUGCUGUCUAGGUCCUUUAAUUCCAAUUAUGCUCCAGUUAGCAGCUUUCACUAUGGCAGCUCUAGGGAUCUGCAUGGCAGCCAGGGCAAUGUUGCCUUGAGUGUUGCAGACGGAAGAAGUUCUGGUGUUCACAUUGUUCGUCACCCCCAGACAUCUGCCCCAAUAGAGCAGUGUCAAGAGGAUGUAUUCAUUCCUGGACAGCAGAACUACUCGUCUGCCACACUUAAUCUCAAAGAUGUUGCUUCAGAUGGCAUUAAGAAACUUCCUGUACAGAUACCUUUGACAAAUGGCCAGCUAUGCCAGCCUCCAAGACCUCAGGUGAACUAUACUCAAGUCCAUCACCCUGCUCCCCAAACAUCUGUGGCAAGGCAUCCUUCUAGAGAACAACUGAUUGAUUAUUUGAUGUUGAAAGUGGCCCAUCAGCCUCCCUCUUCUCAGUCCCAGGUUUCAUCCAGACAGAGUCAUGAACUGUCAAAGCAAGAGAUUCGAGUGAGAAUUGAAAAGGACCCAGAGCUUGGUUUUAGUAUAUCAGGAGGAAUUGGUGGUAGAGGGAACCCCUUCAGACCUGAUGAUGAUGGUAUAUUUGUAACCAGGGUGCAGCCUGAAGGACCAGCAUCUAAACUGUUGCAGCCAGGAGACAAAAUUAUUCAGGCUAAUGGAUAUAGCUUCAUCAAUAUUGAUCAUGGACAAGCGGUAUCCUUACUAAAGACUUUUCAGAAUACUGUGGAACUCAUCAUUGUUCGAGAGGUUUCUUAAAUAAGGUGUUGGCGUGAUCCUUUGAAAGACUUAUGGGAAACUGAAAAUUUUGAUUAUUUUUAUAUACAAAAAGAACUUUUAAAAUUAUGUACAGUAAUGAAAUAAUGAAUUUGUGGUUAUUGGGGGAAGAACCACUGUAAAGAACAUACAUGAAACAGUUUUGGAAAUGCGUGCGGUAACAGACAUCAUUGAGUUUUUAAUCAUUGUAGCAAAGGUCACUCCUCCAAGAACAAACCUGUGGUGUGUUUUGUACAGAUGGUAAGUUUAUUUUUGGAUAAAUCAUUCACAUUACUAAACUUUGUGCAGGUGUAUGAGGAGCCUCCAUUGUAGCCAGUGGACAGAUGGCAGGGCUUUCUGUCCUGUAGCUGUUUAUUGCCUUUAUUUUAUUUCUAAUUUUUUCCACCUAGUUUUAAUAUCUUUGUUGAAACCACUUCUGUAGAUGUGGAUAAGAGAUUUGAAAUAUUGGUUUUGCUAUGUGCAUAUUGUAUAGAUGAAUGGGUAGAUUGAAGGUGGGGUUGGUUGGCUUAAUUUAAAAGGCCGGGUAGAAUGGCUAUGGAAGAUGGAAUCAAGAAGAAGAAAACAUAGGUUAACAUGAGAAUGUAUAUCUACCAAUAGAAAACUGCAAUAAAAUGUGAAGUCUUUUUAGGAAGACUAUAAAUAUACUUCUGGGAGUCCUACAGGAUUGGCUCAUAUCACAUCCAAUAACUGUCUUAUUUGCUCUGUGUAAUUCAGUUUUGAGUGUUCUGUUUUUGAUCACACAACAUUUUUUCACCUGUACUGUGGAGUUAUACCCAGAGACUCUUCUCUGUUUUGAAAAUCUCCAGUUUAUGCAAAAUGGUGAUUUUCUUUUGCCUUGUAUUAAAUACUCCAUUUUCAACUUAUUUAUAGCUUUUUUUAUAAAAAAUGAACUGAAAUGGCCAGUUUUUUACUGUGUUGCCUGUCAUUCAUAUAUAUAUAUAUAUAUAUAUAUAUAUAUAUAUAUAUAUAUAUAUAUAUGAGAUCACCAUACAUGUGCAUGAUCAAACCUCUAAUUUCUCUUGCAGAAAAAGCCUCAGUUUUUAAAAUGGGACUCUCAUGGCAAUGUGCCCUAUGAAAAUUGGGCUGCCUAGGAGUAAAUGGUCCAGGAAGGGGUUAGGAAAGAAAUCUUGAUUUUGUUUGGCCUUGAAUUGCCUUGUUAGACUAAAAGGAAACAAUGCGUAUGGAGCUAGGUAACCAAAGCCAGUUUUUGUGAAACUGUUACACAGUGAUGGAAGAAUUGCUGUUGCGAAGUUGUAGGGCAAAGGGACGGGUACUUGAGACCCACCAGUUUGUAAUGAUCAUUCUAAAAGGGCUGUUCCUACAGGUGACAUUAAAUGUGAACUAGACACUUCAGAGUCAUUAAAGGGUUUCUAACUAUAUUAAUGUAAUAGUGAUUUACCACAGGCUGCCUUUGUUCCUUUAUUACUUGUAUACAAUGUUGAAUUAUACAUAAUUAAUUUUUGUUUAUGACAAACAUUAUUUCCUUUCUCCUUAUGUAACUGAGAUGAGAUUGCCUAACAUACGGGGUAAUAAGUAAUACGUGGUUAUUAUGGACCAGAGAAAAGUGCCAUAGAAGACCAAUAACUGUUUUGUUUUUUAAAAAGGGGGUAACUGUUAACCUGUCAUUGGAGCAAUAUUCAGUUACUGCAAUUUUUACUAAAUAGAAAAAUUGAUAGUUUUAAAGAGAAAUCUAGCAAAAAUUCCAGCCUAGUGUAGUUUUUUUGGAACGACAUGCUGGAACAUAAAGGAAUUUACAUACCUAAAAAAUAGAGGCAGUACUUUUUAAAUACUCAAACUCCAACGAUAUUGCACUUCAAAGAUGUUAUCAACUGCAUAUUAUACUGUUCAUAGUUUUAAUAGUUUUAAUUGAAACCCUUUAACAACUCUUUGUACAUUACUUUUAGUUGAUUUUCAUUAAUAUUUACAUAGGAAUUGAUUUUUUUUAAUAUUAGCAGACGUGCUGUAUUUUCGUAAAAUUCACUUAUUUUCUGUGUGCUGUUAAUCGUUUAAGGAAACAAGAAACAUAGCUAUAUAAUGGCAGGCUUCAGUGUUACUUUGCUUCUAAAAAAAGUCCUCUUUUUAAUUUCUUCAUUUUUAUUGACAGUUUAAAAUUCUCCAUUCAUUGCUUUUAAUCAUAUUAAACUCAGCCUUUUAAAGGGAAUACAAACAGAUCAGUCCUAAUUUGACUUGAGACAUAAAUGAUGAUUGUGAGGAGGGCAAAAAGUCCAAAACCAGAACUGAUUCUUUACUGAUCAUGAACAUAAUUUAGUUUUGUAUACAUAAUACAUCAGGCUGAAAUUCAUUGCAUUUUGUGUGAAUGAUAAGCAUUUGUAUGUUCAGCUUACAGUUUAAUUUAAUUGGAAUAGUUUUGUAUAUCAAGGAUGUUGUUGCCAAAAAUAAUCAUUGUUUGUAGAGAAUUUAAAGCAAGAAAGUUGGUGCUGCUUAUUGUCUUCAAGAAACUAGAAGAACUAUCAUUGAGAAAAUGCUGGCUAUUUGGAGAGAGCAUCCUCCACGUAGAGCUGAUAAAGAUCCCUGUCUGAAGCCCUGGAGAGCUUCUGCCAGUCAGUGUGGACAAUACUGAGCUAGAUGGACUAAUAGCAUGAUACAGUAUAAGAUGAUAUCAUGUUUUCUUAUAUGUUGAUAUUUUCUCCUGGAAAAUGGCUCUAUGUUAAUGCAUUAUUCCAUUUCUGUGUUUGGAAAUUGUCAGAAUACUUUUGCAAGGGACAUAAAAGAAGAAACUCAUUCAAAACAGAAGGAACAUCUGCAGUGUUGGUUGAUUUGGCAUAAUAUGAAUAAAGUGUGUGUGUGAACUCAAUAUUUUUAUGACAGUUCAUUAAAGAAUCAGUUCAGAUGAUAAAUUCUGGAAAGAAUCCCACAUAUUUAUUGUGUAAAUAUAUAUAUUUUUUACUUUUUUGGACUGGAGUUUAAAAAUGUGUAUAUACUUGAACACAUCUUAUGAACACAAUCAUAGCAAUAAGCAACACACAGAACCAAGCCUUUAUGAUUAAUUUGCUGUACUACUUUUUAAAAAAGUAAUUAUUCCCUUGUCAGCAGCUAUGUAAUGUUUUUAUUGAUCAGCGUUUAUUCAGCAUUCCAAACUUUUGUAUAUAAUUAAAUUUGUUUCUGAAGUAACACAUGGAGAAUAGAUAAUAAACUAAUGCUCUUUAAA
This is a messenger RNA of Hemicordylus capensis (graceful crag lizard), 8593 nucleotides long. It is a transcript of the gene ERBIN, whose product is annotated as erbb2 interacting protein. The record is from RefSeq and is a predicted model, not a curated record. Gene Ontology annotation, biological process: neurotransmitter receptor transport postsynaptic membrane to endosome; neurotransmitter receptor transport, endosome to postsynaptic membrane. Bases 1039 to 5406 code for a protein of 1455 amino acids. Gene Ontology annotation, cellular component: postsynaptic membrane; adherens junction; postsynaptic density. Lineage: Eukaryota; Metazoa; Chordata; Lepidosauria; Squamata; Cordylidae. The transcript has 26 exons. Gene Ontology annotation, molecular function: protein binding.